CUUUAGUUGCUCCUUUGUCUCCCUCCUUCGCUUCUUCUACCUCGAUUCCCGAUUUUGCCUCGCCGUGGUUCUGUCGCACCGCCGUGUCUCUCCGCUGUUCUGAGACCCUCAACAUAUAGUGAACCGAUGAUUUACACUGCGAUAGACAAUUUCUACAUAACCGACGAGCAGUUGAAGGCUUCACCUUCUAGGAAAGAUGGGAUAGAUGAAACAACUGAAACCUCUCUUAGAAUCUAUGGAUGUGAUCUCAUCCAGGAGGGUGGAAUAUUGCUCAAACUCCCCCAGGCAGUUAUGGCUACCGGACAGGUUCUUUUCCACCGAUUCUACUGCAAGAAAUCUCUGGCCAAAUUUGACGUUAAGAUAGUUGCUGCGAGCUGUGUCUGGCUUGCGUCGAAACUUGAAGAAAACCCUAAGAAAGCAAGACAAGUAAUCAUUGUAUUCCACAGGAUGGAGUGCCGCAGGGAGAACUUACCACUAGAUCAUCUGGAUAUGUAUUCCAAGAAGUUCUCCGAGUUGAAAGUUGAAUUAAGCAGAACUGAGAGGCAUAUACUGAAAGAGAUGGGUUUUGUUUGUCAUGUUGAACAUCCUCACAAGUUCAUAUCGAACUACCUUGCUACACUUGAAACACCUCCAGAAUUGAGGCAAGAAGCUUGGAAUUUGGCAAAUGAUAGUCUGCGUACAACCCUAUGUGUGAGGUUCAGAAGUGAGGUUGUGGCAUGUGGGGUUGUGUAUGCUGCUGCCCGUAGGUUUCAAGUGCCUCUCCCGGAGAAUCCACCCUGGUGGAAAGCAUUUGAUGCAGAUAAAUCUAGUAUUGACGAAGUGUGUAGAGUUCUUGCUCAUCUAUACAGCCUUCCAAAGGCUCAGUAUCUCUCUGUUUGCAAGGAUGGGAAGCCAUUUACAUUUUCCAGUAGAUCUGCGAAUCCUCAAGCUCAAUCAGCUACAAAGGAUGUGUUGCCGGCAGUAAGCGAGGCUGUUGAUACAAAGUGUACUCCAGGAUCAGCUAAUAACGACUCAAAGGAUGGAAUGGUUACUACGCCUCACGAAAAGACUACAGAUUCCAAAAAGAGCGAUACUGAGUCACACAGUCAGCCAAUUGUAGGAGACUCAAGGGAGGAAAAAAGUAAAAUUGGAGAAAGAGAAAGAGAAAGAGAGAGCGAUAGAGAGAAGGAACGAGGCAGAGAGAGGGACAGGGGGAGGUCUCACAGAGGCAGAGAUUCUGAUAAGGAUAGUGAUAGAGAUAGAGACAAACUCAAAGAGCGAAGUCAUCACCGGUCAAGGGACAGAUUGAAAGAUUCAAGUGGACAUUCAGAUAAAUCAAGACAUCACUCCUCUCGCGACCGUGAUUACCGUGAUCCAUCACACUCAUCCAAAGACCGUCGUAGGCACCAUUAAACCAAUCUUCUUGUAACCAAAUUGGAGGUACCACUAAGCCACCAAAUCACCUUGAGCUACUUGAUGUUAGACAUUAUAGUGUUGUAUUGUGUUAACUGUUAAGAGUCAAAACCCAUAUGUUUCACUUUACAGUGUGUACUCAAUUAAACAUUCUCUCAUGUUAAGGUCACCGUAUAAACACCGUAUAAACACAACAUCAUAUCAAGAUUA
Messenger RNA from Capsella rubella, 1602 nucleotides. RefSeq names its product cyclin-L1-1. The record is from RefSeq and is a predicted model, not a curated record. Gene Ontology annotation, cellular component: nucleus. Bases 127 to 1392 code for a protein of 421 amino acids. Gene Ontology annotation, molecular function: cyclin-dependent protein serine/threonine kinase regulator activity. The transcript has 7 exons. Lineage: Eukaryota; Viridiplantae; Streptophyta; Magnoliopsida; Brassicales; Brassicaceae. Gene Ontology annotation, biological process: regulation of transcription by RNA polymerase II.